Messenger RNA from Urocitellus parryii (Arctic ground squirrel), 1471 nucleotides. It is a transcript of the gene Lyrm7, whose product is annotated as LYR motif containing 7. Gene Ontology annotation, cellular component: mitochondrial matrix. Gene Ontology annotation, biological process: mitochondrial respiratory chain complex III assembly. NCBI's taxonomy places the organism in Eukaryota, Metazoa, Chordata, Mammalia, Rodentia, Sciuridae. Gene Ontology annotation, molecular function: protein folding chaperone. The record is from RefSeq and is a predicted model, not a curated record.
GGGCCUGGGGAGGGAGUGGGUGCGGUGCCGAUGGUAAGAGUAAUAAGUUCGUGGCCGUGGCCUUGGGAAGGUUGUUUGGAGUUUCUGGAGGCUGGGGUUCGGGACCCUUUCUGGAGGAUGAUGACCAACCCUGAAGGGCAGUCGUGGGUUCAUGCAGGUUUUACAGCUCUUUAGAACAUUGCACAGAACAAGACGACAAGUUUUUAAAAAUGAUCCCAGAGCAUUAGAAGCAGCCAGAAUAAAGAUAAAUGAAGAAUUCAAAAGUAAUAAAAGUGAAACUUCUCCUAAGAAAAUAGAAGAGCUAAUGAAAAUAGGUUCUGAUGUUGAACUGUUGCUUAGAACAUCUGUUAUACAAGGCAUUCACACAGACCACAAUACCCUGAAAUUGGUCCCUAGGAAAGAUCUUCUUCUAGAAAAUGUACCAUACUGUGAUACACCAACUCAGAAGCAGUGAAUUUUCUAGGAUAAAACAAGACUUUGUAUAUUUUAACUAUAAAAUGUGUAACUGGCAAAAGUCCUGGAAAUAUUGAAAAUGUAUGAAUUAAAGAGUAACAUCAUAAUUUAAUUCUACAUUAAAWGGACAUUGCUAAGAACUACAGAACAUAGUUUUGGUUUUGGUUUUGGUUUUUGUGGUGCUGGGGAUUAUACCCAUGGCCUAUUCAUGCUAGGUAAUUGCUCUGCCACUGAGCUAUAUCCUCAGCCCUAUAGUUAAGUAUUUUUAAAGGACAUUAGAGAAGAUAAUUUAUUUUCAUUGAAAAUCAAACUUUAUAAAGUAAAACUUAGGGAGGUAUAUCAAAUUCACUUCUUUUAGACCUUUAUAAGUGUUCUGCUCUUACCAAAGUUAUUUGGAAAUUUCAUGUUUUGAAAAGUUGUAAGUUUUCCUCCCAUGGAAAUUUAAUUAGAUGUAAAUUAUUAGAUUAAAUUAAUGUUUAGUCUCCAAAUUAUUAAAAUGGCCAAAAGAGUCACAGCUCUCCACAGAAAGUAUUCUUUGUUUCCUGAAUAUUGGAAUUAUUUCUGAAACUAAUAAAUAAUUAUAGCUUUUUUUUUUUUUAGACAAUAGACAGGUUCUCUGUGUCCUUAUAAAGACAUUUUUAAUCAGUCUUCUAAAGACAGAUGAGUAAAACCUCAAAAUCACUUAGAGUCACUAUAGAAUAAAGAAACCCUAAUUGUUUUAAUGAAAUGGUGGGCUCAAUCAAACUGGGUAUGGCCUUACUAGAAUUAGCUGUAUUUAGACCACAGUUGACUUUACUGUGCAAAUGUAACAUAUGGCUAUAUUCACUUUGCUUAAAUCAAUAAAACUUAAAUGACUUUUCUUCUUCUACAUGUCCCAUCCUUGGGAUGAGACUGAAGAAUCACAAAAGGCCCUAGCAUUCUACCAUCUAAUGCUAGAAGCUGGCGCUGGGGAUGUGGCUCAGCRGUAGCGCGCUCGCCUGGCAUGCGUGCGGCCCGGGUUCGAUCCUCAGCACCAUAU